AUGGAGGAGAACUCCCAAUUGGGAGACAGCUCAAAAGUCGGAUUCUCUUACCCACCUCGGGACAAGGAUAAAGAAUCCAGGAAGAAAGAAGACCAAACCACUGAGAAACCUAGAAAAUACCACAACUACACCCCUCUUCGGGUGUCUCUUGUGCAUGUCUACCGAGAAAUAUGUAACACUGAGAAGAUCCCACCGCCUCGCCCGAUAAAACACAAAUGGGGAGGAAGUCGAAUAGAGCACUGCGAAUACCACCGAAUCUACGGACAUUCUACCAAUGAGUGCUUUGACCUAGAAAAUGUCAUAGAGAAAUUGGCGAGAGAAGGGCUACUAGAUCGGUUCUUAGCUAAUAAAGUGGAAGAACCGAGAAAGAGAAGAAGGGAUGAAAAGGUCGGACGAGUUGAACAUCCACCUCACACCUCUGAGAGACAUAUUCAUAUGAUAAAUGGAAGAUUCGCAGGGGGAGGGAUCUCUAAAUUAUCUCGCAAAAGACCCCUUAAAGAGGUAUAUCAUGUCGGAGAGGGGGACAGGUCACCCGACCUCCCCACUAUUACCUUUACACAAGAAGACGCAAUAGGCAUCAUCCCGGGGCAUGAUGAUCCCGUGGUCAUUACCGUCAUACUCGCCAACGCUAAUCUCCACCGAACGUUGGUAGACCAAGGGAGCUCUGCAGAUAUCUUGUUUAAAUCUGCCUUUGACAAACUCGGUCUGCAGGAUAAAGAGCUCAGAGCGUAUCCGAAUAGCUUGUUCGGACUCAGAAACACCCCAAUUCAACCAUUAGGAUACAUCUCACUGCAUACAACCUUUGGAAAAGGAACUCGGUCAAGGAUACUAAACAUAGACUACAUCGUAGUCAACGUGAGCUCAGCUUAUAACGCCCUUAUAGGUCGGACAACGCUGAACCAUCUCGCCGUAGUAGUCUCCACUCUACAUCUGUGCAUGAAGUUUCCAACUCCAGAAGGGAUCGCCACGAUAAAAGGAGACUGA
This is a messenger RNA of Arachis stenosperma, 984 nucleotides long. RefSeq lists its product as uncharacterized. The record is from RefSeq and is a predicted model, not a curated record. NCBI's taxonomy places the organism in Eukaryota, Viridiplantae, Streptophyta, Magnoliopsida, Fabales, Fabaceae. The coding region runs from base 1 to 984 and encodes 327 amino acids. The transcript has a single exon.